AUGGUGAAACAAACGCCAACCGUAGUCAAUCUUCUCCCUUUGAUUCUUCUCCUCUUCUUCGUUUUAACAAUAACAGAAGUGGAAGGGGCAAAGAAGUCAUAUGGGGUAUAUAAUAAGAGCAACAACUCUGUGAAACUGUUUGUGUUUGGGGAUUCGUAUGUUGACACAGGAAAUUUCGUCAAGGGAGGAUCGUAUAAGCCACCGAGUGGAAUCACAUUUCCUGGUAAACCUGCUGGAAGGUUCUCCGAUGGUCGUGUCCUCACCGAUUACGUUGCUUCAUUUUUGAAAGUUGAAUCCCCCACACCAUAUGCGUUAAGGAAUUCCUCAGAAGUAGAAUAUGGUAUGAACUUUGCUUAUGGAGGGACAGGAAUUUUCGAUACUUUGGUUGAUGGACCAAACAUGACCGUUCAAAUCGACUCAUUUGAGAAGCUAAUCCAACAAAAUGUCUAUACCAAACUCGACCUUGCAUCCUCAGUUGCUCUUGUGAACGCUGCUGGCAACGAUUACACUACUUUUGUUCUUAAAAAAAAGGACAUUACGCAUAUAAAAGCCUUCACAGAAUCCCUUAUCGAGCAAACAUCUAUAAAUCUGAAACGCAUCCACAGCUUGGGAAUAAAUAAAGUAGCAGUUGGGUUAUUACAGCCUAUUGGGUGUUUGCCUGCGUUAACUGUGAUAUCUUUCCAUGAGACGUGCCUUGACAUUUUAAACUUAGUCUCCCAAACUCACAACCAAAUGCUCCUCCAAAAUGUGCUUCAACUCAACCACCAAAUGGGAAAAUCGGUUUUCGUAACAUUAGACCUCUACAACUCUUUCCUCUCCACAAUUGCAACAAUGAAGAAGAAGCGCGCUGAAAACUCAACACUGAUGAAUCCGUUGAAACAGUGCUGCGAUGGGGACAGUUUAAAAUAUUCUUGUGGAAGUGUGGAUGACAAAGGAGAAAAGAAAUAUAGUGUGUGUGGGAAACCAGAGCUUUCAUUCUUUUGGGACAAUGUUCACCCUUCUCAAAAUGGUUGGGAUGAAGUCUCUAUGUUGUUGCAAUCUUCUCUCGGCCAACUUACGGGAAAAAACUUCUGA
Molecule: messenger RNA, 1074 nt
Organism: Gastrolobium bilobum
Lineage: Eukaryota; Viridiplantae; Streptophyta; Magnoliopsida; Fabales; Fabaceae
Product: GDSL esterase/lipase At5g03610-like
Exons: 5
Coding region: 1-1074 (357 amino acids)
Molecular function (GO): hydrolase activity, acting on ester bonds
Source: RefSeq, a predicted model, not a curated record